GAAACAACAAUCCUUCCGUGACUACUCUUGACGUUCAUUAGCGUUAUAGCAAUAUUCCUGGUCUUUCCUGCGAGGUUUGUCAUUUGUGCUAAUCGCCCAAAUCAGCAACAACCGACCCAGCGAAGACAUUCCGCUGAGGACACAACUGAUAAGAUGGUGUUCUUCACUGGAACCCUGCAGGAAGGCAUAUCGACCGCCCUGCAGCAGUCGAAGCUCGUUGUCUGCUUUGUGACCGAUGGUCAGGAGGAAAGCAAGACAUGGGAGAAUGAGUUCCUGACGGACAGCACUAUUGCGCCCUCACUGGAGAAGGAUGCUGUCGUGCUCAGGCUGGAGGCCGGAUCUCAGGAGGCAGGAUACCUGGCCGCCAUCUUUCCACUGCCGAAAAUCCCUACGCUGGUGAUCAUAAAGAACGGGGAGCUGAAGGAGUACGUGUCUGCCGGCACGGAAAAGGCCGAAUUUUUGAGGAGGGUUGGAAAUGCUCUGGCAGCACGAACGGAAAGCCAAGCACCGAUGGCUUCCAGUGCCUCUCCUGGUACACAGACGGAGACCCCUGCCCCUGCGGCUGCAGUCCCUUCCUCAGACAACUCGACAGCCACCGUCGUCCCAGCUCAGACGACACAGCCCGGUGGCCAAGCAGUACCAGCACCAGCCUCCAGCUCAUCCGAGGCCCUUGCUCCACAGCUCAGCGCAGCGGAAAGGACACGUGAAGGUGCACGCAGAGAGCGGAGUGAGAUCGAAAAGGAGCGACGCCGCGAGGAUAAGGGCAAGAAGCCCGCCGAGGAGUCCCAGGACCAGAAUUCUGACCCCAAGACAAAGCAGAACGACGCAGUGAAGAAGGCCUCACAGAAGCUUGCAGAGCGUAAAGCCAAGGCGCGUGAGGAGAGGGCGCGCGUGCUGAAGCUGAUUGCGGACGACAAAGCCGAGCGGAAGGCGCGGGAGGAGGAGCGGAGGUUGGAGAGGGAGGCAGAGCGGCGGGCUGCGGCGGGCGAGGAGGUGAGCACACCCGUCCCAGAGGCUACUUCUGCGUCAACCCCGGUCCCUUCCUCGUCAGUUGCAAGGAGGCACGACCAGUGCGCUCUUCAGAUCCGACUCUUCGAUGGGUCGACUAUCAGGACACGUUUUCCGUCCGGGGCCACGCUAUCCCGGGACGUGCGGAAGUGGAUCGACGAGAGCCGCACCGACGGGCAGGAUCCGUACACAUUCAAGGUGAUUCUCACGCCGCUGCCGAACCGCGCGAUCGACCACGCCACAGAGGAAGAGCAAAGCCUCGAGAAGCUGGGGCUGACGCCGAGCGCAACGCUGGUUCUGACGCCCGUUGACCGGUAUUCGGAAGCUUACACGAGCCUGAACGCCGGGCUCACAAACCCCGCGUCGAGGCUCAUUACGGCCGUAUUAGCCUUCGUGAUGAAUAUCUUGAGCGGAAUUGCGGAUCAGGACGAGGGCCAAGCAUCGACAUCAGGAAGAGAGGGUAGCGGGCGGAUCAAGGGGUUCCAGAACCCUGAUGACAGGCGAGGGGACCAUCAACUCUACAACGGAAAUUCGCUGAAUUUUGAGCCCCGGAACGACGAGGAUGACAAGGAUAAGUAGAAGCCGCCAUAGACUAGACUUCACUCCUAUGAAUGUAGAAUUUGCAUGCC
Molecule: messenger RNA, 1637 nt
Organism: Cryphonectria parasitica EP155
Lineage: Eukaryota; Fungi; Ascomycota; Sordariomycetes; Diaporthales; Cryphonectriaceae
Gene: Ubx7
Product: putative Ubx7
Exons: 3
Coding region: 154-1587 (477 amino acids)
Molecular function (GO): protein binding
Source: RefSeq, a predicted model, not a curated record